CAAAGAAGGGAUCUGUUGACAGUAUCUGUUCCUUCUUUCAAAGCUUGAAAAAAAUACGUUUCAGUUGCAAGAGCUGUUGGAAGUCCUUGUCUUCUGUUACGACUUCUAAAGAUACCAUAGAUACCAUACUGCCAGAUCAUUUACUUGUCCGGGAAUAUAUAUCAUGGCGGAAGAGACCAACAGGAACAAUAGCAGAAAGCUUCCGUCUUUCAUUGAGGUGUUGGAUAGCGACGACAGCGACGACGAUGACGAUGAUGUACCGAUAGAAGCGCUCGCAACGAGACUGACAAAGGAAGAGUUCCAAAGACGCGCCGCCGAGAAGAAGAGGCCGCCGGAACAUGUGGAGAUUAUCGAUGUGGAUGAUCAAAUCUCUCCGCCCAAAAAAAAGAAAAAGCCUUCUACGGAUGACAAGGAUGACGAUGACGAGGAAAUGGAAGUUUGGGGUGGCAAAGGCGGCGAUGAUGUGGUCGAAGUGGUUCAUCCAUCGUCGUCGACCAAACAAUCUAGCAAUAAAGGUUCUAUUCUCGAUGGAGGAGAAUCUACUACUCAUAAUAGUGCGGACGGCACAAACAACAACAACAGCAAUGGCGAAGAGGAGUUUCAAGUGUUAAAAUCCACGGGUCCACUGGCAUUUGCCGAUUUCCCUCAUGCCCGAGAGCACUGUCUCAUCCAUCCCAUGGCAGAUGAUCCAAACAAGUGUUGUCCCAACUGCUAUUGCUGGGUCUGCGAUACCGUCGUCCAAGAGUGCAGCGACUGGACCAAACACUGCAUGGCCAAAUCUGCCAUCAAAAAAUGGCAACGAGCCAGAGCCGCCAAUCAACUCAAAAAAGACAAAUCCAAUCGACGAGGAAUGCCCACGCGCAACAGUGGACGACGACAACCACCGCCACCAACAAUAGCAUCGGUAACCCGAGUCAAGAAAAGCCGCGAGAGGUGGCAACCGCCGGAACGAGCCCUCCUCCAGGGCGCCCUCCAGACCGAAUCCGAUUGGACCGCCGUACAACGAGCUGUAGGGACGCGGAAUCUCACAUCGAUUCGAUCCUGUGCACUGAGGUUCUUUCCAAGCUUAUUCCGAGCAUUUCAAGCACGAACUUUCUCUAUUAGCAACAGGAGCACUGGGAACAACGAGUAAGUACAUGUAGCGACAACCCACCCACGCAUGAAAAUGAGGAAACAAACCAGCAGUUCCUUCUGGCUGGCGCCCUAUGAAAGAGGCUACACACCAGCGUGGCCUAUUUUCGCGGUGGUCCGUCAUGCCUUGAUGUACGGUACUUCUACUAGUGGAAUGUGAUGUUUUGGCGUUACUUUUUCUACAGCUUCAUAUCAUUAUUUAGAACCAACAAUUGGCCUUCUACCUGGGAGCUUUCUUUUCACAUCUGUGUCUCGUGUAGUAUGCCAACAAACUAGCUACCGCAGUCUCUUGUUGCACCUAUUCUUUUCACUGCGGACAAAGAAAAGAGCAGGGGUAACUAGAUCUACUUAUUUGAUGAUUUUGCCGGCUGUAUGUUCAACUUCCUUUAG
This is a messenger RNA of Seminavis robusta, 1521 nucleotides long. Lineage: Eukaryota; Bacillariophyta; Bacillariophyceae; Naviculales; Naviculaceae. The record is from the annotation of a GenBank genome assembly.